UCCGUGCGGCUGUGGAGGAGAGAGGCGUCUGCGGAGAGGGGCGAUUUAGUGGAUGCGUGAGUGAGUGGGUGGGUGCAGGAGUGAGCGAGUGAGGGGGUGGGUGCGAGGGUGAUAGUGAGUGAGGGGUGAGUGGGAGGGUGAGGACCAUGUCUCUCUCGGAGAGUCUCUCGGCGCUGCUCAACCCGACUCCGCGCGCCGUGGACCCCGAAGACGCGGACACAGGCUGCUGCGGGGCUCGGCUUGCUGAGCGCUUUGCGCAGAACGAGGAGGAUGAGGUUGGGCCCAGCGUACUGCGGCGCCGCGCCGCGCUCGCAGAGAGCGACGCGCGUUAUCGCGGCCUCAUCGCGACGCGCCAGGACCUCCACCUCCUCGGAGACCACCACGAUGAGGAUGAUGAUGAUGAUGGAAGCGAUGAUGCGAGUUCGGUAGGAGCUGCAAGCGAAGUGCAAGUGGAGGCGGAGGAGCAGGAGGAAGGGCCUGCAGCGAUCACGAGCGCGACGUGGGAACACGCGCGCCCUGGAGAGCAGCAACUUCAGGAAGACGAUGACGAAAAUGAAAGCCCUGGUGAUGAUGACGAUGAUGAUGACGCUGAUGGAAAUGUCAUGGAUGAAGAGGAGGAGGUGACAUCUGAAGAGGAAGGCCUGUUACAGGGUGGACUGCACAAACCUGAGAAUGGAGGAGUGGUAACAUUUCAGUCAGAAGAGAUUGAUGAAGAGGUGGGCAAGGGUCAGGCCAUCAAACGACAAAUUGGCCUUUGGGAUCAUUUGCUGGAAGCUCGGAUCAAGAUGCAACGGGCACUGGAGAUCUGUAACCGCCUCCCACAGCCCGACACGCUGCCCGGCUUCAAGGCACGCUCUGGCGACGCCCUGUCGCGCACACUUGGCGAAAGUCGCUCAGUGCUCCUGGAGCAAAUGAGGCUACUGACCGACUUGCAGAACCACCUACUGCACUCAAAUGCAGACACACAGCACAUGGUGGACAGGAGCAGCCUGCACAAUUGGGAGGAGCAGCCAGGCAGUGCUGCUCUCCCUCAGGGGGGCCGAGUGCCCAGCAAGCGCUCGCUGCUCAUGGACGAAUACCCCGACUUCUCCGCCAAGAGAUUCACUGCCUACAAGCAUCAUCGCAAUGCCGUCAUUCAAAAGUGGCACGACAAAACUAAACUCAGCGGAGGCAAGAUGAAGGGCUUCGCCUCGUUUGAUCGCUCCGUGCUGCUGCAAAUUGAGCACGUGUUGCAGGAGCGUGAGCGCCUGCUCCUCCGCACGCAAACCAAGCGCUCUGCCUUUACUAUCCUGGGGAAGACCCCAAACGAGGAGACCAGCGGCAGCGGCAUGGGGACCGACGAGUCACAUCCCGCGGUCGCACCACGGGCUGCGUCACAGCUCAAGGACAUUGAUCCGGAGGUGUUUGAUGAUGGGGAUUUCUACCACCAGCUGCUGCGUGAGCUGAUCGAGUGCAAGACGGCUGCCACGGACUCUAACGAUCAGCUCGCUUGGGGAAGGCAGUGGCUGGAGAUACAAAAGUUAAGAAGUAAAGUUAAGAAGAAGGUUGACACGAAAGCCAGCAAAGGACGCAAAAUCAGGUACAACGUGCACAGCAAGCUGCUGAGCUUCAUGGCUCCCGUCGACAACAGCUGCAUGAGCGAUGAGGCCAGGACGGAAUUGUUCCGUUCUCUCUUUGGGAAAAGCCAGAAGCUGGAGCCGUCACCUGCUGUGUGAAGCAUCACUGCACAUUUGCCCUCAUCAAAUAUUCUGAGCAAAUCGCACGUUCUGUCUUGGGACUCUUUUAAAAUAUUUGAACAUAUUUGUAUUAUUCUUUACUCAUUAAAUUCACACGAAGCGAAUUAACCUGCGUAGGAUUUUCACUUAUUCCAAAUAUUACUCCGUACGUUGUCUACGACGCGUGCUGCAUUGGAGCCACACGUCAGGCCGUGGGCUAGUUCCGAUGAUGCGGCUGGGCUCGCUGCCCGCCUGCAGGUGCGUGCUCUGGUGCCCUUUGGUGGGGUCUUGGAACACAUUUAAACUUUUAAACAUUUUCCUUUUUGGCAACCGUUCAAAGUGGUAAUGUUCACACGGGAGAGUUCUCCGGCUAAAACCUCAAAUCCACUAGCACUUUGAUCAAGUAUUUGUUUUUUAUAAUGUACUCGUGACGAGUCUUUUUCAAGGUCACCGGUUUGAACACUUGCCCACUAAAUAUGUGACGUGUCUCCUUAACUCGCACGAAAUGGUUCAGAUGGACUUGACUAACGUGAUCGUAGAUUUCAUCCUGGUGCUGAGAGUUGCAUGUGGGUAUUACUUGACCAUACUUUCAGCUGGUCAGUGUGGCUUGAAUAAGGGGACCAUAAAGUGCAGUACAGUACAAUGGCACUACGUCUGGCCCAGAAGGGGCAGCCUGCAGCGCUUGUUACGUCGAUUCAGCGUUGGGGUGAGUGAGCACAUUGAGUUGGGGCAGUAUUCUCACAAAGGAGCGAGUGCUUGGGUUCGUGGAAAACGCAAUGCGUUCCGUGUUGAUCGCACUGCGGCUGUGAUGAAAAAAAAUAUCGGCGACGUUUUGGACAAUACAAUGGCCCUCUUAUCGCACAAAUAGGCUGGAGUGAGUUGGGGGUUGGAGACUGAACUUACCACCAUAGGGCUUGAUGAGAAUUACAUUUCACAAAUCAGAAUAUUUAUACUGGAGGAAUCUGAUGAGCAAUUAAGAUCUUUUUCACGUGUCCAGAAGAUGUUUUCUUGUGGCUAGUUUUUAGAUGUGCGCAUGCAUAGUUAUCUCGGCAGUUACUCUAAAGCAGGGGUCCUCAAACUUUUUAAACAGGGGGCCAGUUCACUGUCCCUCAGACCGUUGGAGGGCCGGACUAUAGUUAAAAAAACUAUGAACAAAUUCCUAUGCACACUGCAUAUAUCUUAUUUUGAAGUGAAGAAACAAAACGGGAAAAAUACAAUAUUUAAAAUGAACAAGUAAAGUUAAAUCAACAAACUUGCCAGUAUUUCAAUGGGAACUAUGGGCCUGCUUUUGGCUAAUGAGAUGGUCAAUGUCCGGUUCCAUAUUUGUCACUGCUAGUCAUAACAAGUGAUGCAAGUGUGCAUCCGUUAGUCUAGAUCUGGUUGGAGAUUUCAAAUGUUUCAUUCUGGAAAAAGUCUGUUCACAGACAUAAGUGCUGCCAAAGAUGGUUGCCAUUUUGAGUGCAUGGUUCCUGAGAUGAGGAUAUGUCUCAGAGGGGAGAGAUGCAUAGAAAUUAUGAAGGCUGCUUGACUUGAAUGCGUCUUUCAGAGAGUCACAAUUCUGCAGUUCAGCCAGUUCCAUUUGGUAAAUUGUAUCCACAUUUUCAAUGUCAAUAGAAAAUGGGUUACGGAAAAGCUGUAUGUCCUGUUCAUGGAGAUGACGCUCUUUAAAUCUAAAUUGGAACUCCUUUUGCAAUUUUUCCAGUGAAUCCACACAUGUUUUGUUUGGGAAUGCAACCAAUGGUUUUUCCGCUAACAGAUUUUCAGUUGUGGGGAGAUGGCAGAAGUUUUCCUCCUUCACUUGUUUGAUGAGGAGGCCUAGUUUUACUUCAAAUGCUUUGACAUGUGAUUGCAUAUCACAGAUGAGCUUCCCCUUUCCUUGAAGUUACACAUUGAAACUGUUGAGUAGCUCUGUUACAUCUGUCAUAAAGGCAAGGUGCCAUUUCCAUUCUGCAUCAUUGAGCUCUGGUACUUAUUUGUUUUUUGAAAGCAGAAAAGCUGUAAUCUGUGAAAGUAAGUCAUAGAAACGUUUCAAAACUCUCCCUCGACUCAGCCAACGGACUUCUGUGUGGUACAGAACAUCUUCAUAGUCAACAUUUAGCUCAGACAGAAAUUCCUGAAAUUGUCUGUGGUUUAGUGCAUGAGCUCUAAUGAAGUUAACACAAGAUACCACAAUUUUCAUAACAGAGUCCCACUUCAGUGAUUUACUACACAGCGCUUGUUGGUGGAUGAGGCAGUGUAUGGCUAUUGGAUGAGAAUGGUUAUGUUUGUCCAUCUCUUGGUUAAUGCGAGCAAUUACUCCUUUCUUAGACCCCACCAUGCUAGGAGCACCAUCAGUUGUCACACUGGCUUGUUUAGCCCAGUUCAGCUCCAAACCAUUCACAGUUUGGCAAAACUUUUCAUAGAUAUCCUCUCCUGUAGUUGUUCCUUUGAUGCUUUGCAGUGCAGCAAGCUCUUCUGUGACUUUGAAAGUCAUUCGUACCACGAAUAAAAAUUUGAAGUUGUGCAGAAUCACGAACAUCAUUGCUUUCGUCGAGUGCCAAGGAAAAAUAGGAAAGUUUUUUUGUGGAGUUUUGCAAAUGCUGAUGCAAAUUGUCUCCCAUUUCUUCAAUCCUCCGUGUAAUUGUAGGUCCUGAAAGACUCACUGUACUAAAUAAAUCGGCCUUCUCUGGACACAUCUCUUUGGCAACAGA
Lethenteron reissneri (Far Eastern brook lamprey) is the source of this 4405-nucleotide messenger RNA. RefSeq names its product apoptosis antagonizing transcription factor (gene AATF). Gene Ontology annotation, biological process: regulation of transcription by RNA polymerase II. The record is from RefSeq and is a predicted model, not a curated record. Gene Ontology annotation, cellular component: nucleolus; nucleus. Lineage: Eukaryota; Metazoa; Chordata; Hyperoartia; Petromyzontiformes; Petromyzontidae.